AUGAUGGGAUCGCGUCGACGGCUGGUUCUCUGCGUGUGGUUGACGGCGGGCGCGCUGCUCGGCAUCGGCACAUGGGUCCUCUGGUUCGGGAUGAACUCCGACGGGGAUAACGUGCCGGCGAUCGUGAACCAGUUGAUCCCCGCGGGCCACUGCGCCUGCAAGUCGGCCACGAUCUUCCACUGUGCCGAGUGCCUACACUGUCCCAGCGACGUGGCCGUGGCGGGCUCAGAGACGCGCCCGUACGAUGUAGCGCGCGACGCGCAGAAUCGCACCCUAAACGCAGCCCAGUGCCAGCGGUUCUUUCCCGGGCUAUUUGAAGAUGUGAGGCGCGCGAAGGAGUACUGGACGAGUCGGGGCGGCGUGCCCCGGGAGACGAUCGACCAGAUCGAGCUGGUGGAUGGGAUGGCGAGGGCCGCCAUUGUGGACGGGCAGCUAUAUGUGGUGGCCACGCGGGCCAAAGGCGAGGACCACCGGCGGAAGAUCGUCGCGGUGCUGAGUGCGCUGCACCGUGCGCUGGUGUCCAACCCUGAGCAACAGCCCACGGGGGCGACGGAGUUUGUGUUCUCGAUUGAGGACCGGCUCGACGACGUCGCCGGACCCGAUCAUCCGCUGUGGAUCCUGGCGCGCCGGCCCGCCGAGGAGGCCGUCUGGCUCAUGCCGGACUUUGGGUACUGGGCGUGGGACAGCGGCAAUGUGGACAGCCCGAUCGGUCCGUAUAGUCGCGUGGUGGAGUCCAUCCGGCGGAAAGAGAAUGGGAUGUCGUGGGGUGACAAGGAGGCGAAGCUCGUCUGGCGGGGCAAGUUGAGCUUUGCGCCCAAGAUGCGCCGCGCGCUGCUGGAGGCCGCGCGGGGACAGGCCUGGUCCGCGGUCAAGGAGCUCGAUUGGCGGACCAAGGACCACUUCAUGUCCAUGGAGGACCAUUGCCGAUAUCAGUUCAUUGCGCAUGUGGAAGGGCGAUCCUACUCGGCGUCUUUCAAAUACCGUCAAGCCUGCGAGUCAGUGGUCAUCGCCCACCAGCUGCAGUUCAUCCAACAUCAUCACUACCUCCUCGUGAGCUCGGGCCCGGACCAGAACUUUGUCGAGGUGCAACGCGACUUUGCCGAUCUCCCGGCCAAGAUGCGGACCUUGCUGGACGACCCCGAGUUUGCCGAGCGAAUCGCCCGGAACAGCGCCAGCACGUUCAGGGACCGGUAUUUGACCCCGGCGGCGGAGGCGUGCUACUGGCGGGCGCUGGUGCAGGGAUGGAUGGACGCCUCCCCGGAGCUCGGCGGGGACAUCGUGUCGCAGGGCAUUAAGGAGAAGGGGGUGCGAUAUGAGUCGUUCUUAUUGAUGGGUAGCCAGGAGAUGCUACAGUUUACCAACGACUGGCGAUAG
Molecule: messenger RNA, 1374 nt
Organism: Aspergillus campestris IBT 28561
Lineage: Eukaryota; Fungi; Ascomycota; Eurotiomycetes; Eurotiales; Aspergillaceae
Product: endoplasmic reticulum-resident kdel protein
Exons: 2
Coding region: 1-1374 (457 amino acids)
Source: RefSeq, a predicted model, not a curated record